Durio zibethinus is the source of this 1667-nucleotide messenger RNA. Its product is annotated as cysteine-rich receptor-like protein kinase 44. The record is from RefSeq and is a predicted model, not a curated record. Gene Ontology annotation, molecular function: ATP binding; protein serine/threonine kinase activity. Gene Ontology annotation, cellular component: plasma membrane. NCBI's taxonomy places the organism in Eukaryota, Viridiplantae, Streptophyta, Magnoliopsida, Malvales, Malvaceae. Gene Ontology annotation, biological process: protein phosphorylation.
AUUAUAGUUAUAAGAAAGAUUUUGAAUAGAUCAUGUAAAAACAGAGCAAGCAGAGCAAAACACUCAAAAAGGAAAUAGAAUAAUUUCUAGAUGACCAGCAAAUGAGUAGUGGUUUAAUAUGUGCCUACCAGAUUCCAAGGGAUCUUGCUUAUUUAUUUAUUUCUGUUUGUGUCAUUAAUUGUGGGGAUUGUCUUCUAAUUCUAAUUUUGUGUUUUGCAGGAAAUGGGAACAACACAACAAGAACAAUAAUCAUUGUUAUUGCUUCAGUUGUUGGCGUUCUGAUACUAAUUAUCAUCUCCAUAUACAUUUUUAUGAGACGCAAAAAAACACCGGAAAAAGUUGAAACUAAGGAUGAGAUUAUUGGGGCUGAGUCCUUGCGAAUCGACUUUGAUUCUGUUCUGGCUGCAACUAAUAACUUUUCAGAUGCCAAUAAGCUGGGACAUGGAGGAUUUGGAGCUGUUUACAAGGGUCAGCUUCCAAAUGGACAAGAGGUUGCUGUGAAAAGAAUGUAUAGGAAAUCUCAACAAGGAGACAUAGAAUUUAAGAACGAAGUUCUAUUAUUGGCCAAGCUUCAACACCACAAUUUGAUUAGGUUUCUUGGUUUCUGCUUGGAAGGACAUGAAAAGAUUCUCAUCUCUGAGUUCGUCCCAAACAGAAGCCUUGAUCAUUUCAUUUUUGGUAAAGUUUCAGAUCGGACCAAGCGAGCACAAUUAGAUUGGAAAACACGCUACAAAAUCAUCGAAGGCAUUGCCCGUGGUCUCCUUUACCUUCAUGAAGAUUCUAAACUUCGGAUAAUUCAUCGGGAUCUCAAACCAAGUAAUAUUUUGUUAGAUGCUGAUAUGAUUCCUAAAAUUUCCGGUUUUGGGAUGGCAAGGCCGCUUGGACGGGAUGAAACGCAAGGCAGUACUGUGAGAAUUGUGGGAACCUAUGGAUACAUGGCUCCAGAAUAUGCUAUGCAGGGACAUUUCUCAGUAAAAUCAGAUGUCUUCAGCUUUGGUGUAUUACUUUUAGAAAUUAUCAGUGGUCAGAAAAAUAAUAGCUUCUGCCACGGGGAGAAUAAUGAGUUCAUGCUGAACUUUGCGUGGAAAAAUUGGAGAGAAGGGACAGCAUUGAAUCUGAUCGAUCCCACAUUGAGUGAUUUUUCAAGAAAUGAGAUAAUGAGAUGCAUCCACAUCGCACUGCUAUGCGUUCAAGAAAACGUAGCUGGGAGACCAACCAUGGCUGCAGUUAUUUUCAUGCUGAAUAGCUUCUCGACCAUCCUCCCAGUACCGUCACAACCAGCGUUUUGUAUGCAAAGCGACAUUGAAACUGACAUGUCAUCUUCAUUGGCCACUAAUUCAUGGGUGUCCAACAACUCCAAUAUCGAGUUACUCCCAACAUCCCUCAACGAGGUUUCAAUUACUGAGCUAUCUCCUAGAUAGUGUUUGGAAGUUGUAUACAAUAAGUUUAUUAUCUUAAAUUUCGUUUCUAUAUAUUAUAUUCCCGUUAAAGGCUUUGCUGUAUAUCUCACCAACAAGAGGUGGGCGUGAAAGUUUGUGUGGAAAUCCCACAUCCUAUAAUAAGAUAUAAUCCACCUCUGUGAUCAACGGUUUUCAACUUUUAGUGUAUCUAACUUCAGAGAUUGGGCAACAUAAUUGACCAAAAUUUAUUUGUACAAAAUUAAAAGU